Molecule: messenger RNA, 1302 nt
Organism: Prunus mume (Japanese apricot)
Lineage: Eukaryota; Viridiplantae; Streptophyta; Magnoliopsida; Rosales; Rosaceae
Source: RefSeq, a predicted model, not a curated record
AUGCCGGGUAAGCCACCCAAAAUGAUCAUCACUGAUCAAGAUGCAGCCAUGUCAAAGGCAAUUGUUGUAACUCUCCCGACAACAUUCCAUAGAAAUUGCAUGUGGCAUAUCUUGAAUAAGAUUAGAGAGAAACCCGGCAUUGGAGAAUGUUUUUCGGAAAUGUGCAAAUGCAUAUGGGGUAUGGACAAGAAAGAAGAAUUUGAUGCGAAAUACGAGGAAAUCAUCACAAACAAUGGGCUACAAGACCAUGCGUUGCUGAGCUCAAUUCAUGCUAUGCGGGAGAAUUGGGUUCCAUCACAUGUAAAACAUGUGUUUUUGGCUGGGAUGUCAAGUAGUCAACGGGCCGAAAACUGUCAUUCAUUUUUCAAACAAUAUAUUAACCGAAAAAACACAUUGAUGGAAUUCAUUGUACGUUUCGAGAAAGUUCUUGCUUCACAAAGACACAAGGAGUUAAUAGCUGAUCAUGUUGAUAACAAUAAAAAACCUCCACUGCCAUUUCAAACACCAAUGCAACAUCAAAUGGGACGCAUUUACACUUGGGAAAUUCUGGAAAUGUUUGAGAGGGAAGACUUCAGAAGUCUUUUAUGCUUGUUCGAACUUGUAGAGCAAGAUGAGAUGCAGUGCAGAUACGAAGUAAGUGAGCAGGUAAAUCAGGGGGUGACACGGAUGAAGGAGCUUGUGCAUGAUAAAGAUGCCGAUAAAGCUUACUGCAGCUGCAAAGGAUUUGAAUUUUGGGGUAUUCCGUGCCGGCACAUCCUAGCAUUCUUAAGAAUGAAGCAGGUUGAGCACUUUCCAGACAAGUACAUAUUGAAACGAUGGCUUCAAAGUGCGAAAAUCAGUGUAAUAUAUGAUAAGAAUCACAAAGAAGUUAACAAUUGCGUUGAUGGUUUGCUUUUGGUUAAGAGAUCGAAAGUUUACAAAGUUGCAAGUGAUUUGAUUGAUUCGACUUUGUUGUGUGAUGAAGGUUUUGAGUUGCUGGAAAAAUCUUUUGAGGACAUUCGUGGGAAGCUUACAAGUUUGGUGUCAUCAAGAGCUCAUGUCGAAGAACCCAAUGGUUUUGUCGGAACUAGUUAUCCCCAACUCAGAAUCAAAGAUCCACAUCGAGUGAAAGUAAAAGGGCGUACGAAAAGAGUUAAAGUAGAAAAAGAGAAGGCAGCGCAACGACGUAAACGUCGGUGCAUUGAAUGUAGGAAGACUGAUCAUGAUAGAUGGAGUUGUCCAAAACUUGCGAGCCCCUCUUCAUCUUCUGACACAGAACUUGGUGGUCCAGUUCGUGUCCACUCAGAGCACGCAGGACAGUGA